Didymodactylos carnosus is the source of this 417-nucleotide messenger RNA. The record is from the annotation of a GenBank genome assembly. Lineage: Eukaryota; Metazoa; Rotifera; Eurotatoria; Philodinida; Philodinidae.
AUGGUCGGAGCAUUCGGCGAUUAUAAAAUCGAACGUCGACGUGUCGAUGUCGUACGUGGUUAUUGUUAUCGUUUUACCCAAUGUAGUUAUCCAUGUGGCCUAUUUAUGCUUACAUUAUCAAUAUUACUCAUAAUAGCUGGCACUAUUCAACUCGUAUUUAUCAUACACUUUGAAGGAUGUACUAAAACAUCGACAUACACUAUUAAAUGUAAUCGUCAAACAAUUAAAGUUCUAGGUAUCACAUUUCUUGUUACCGGUUGUGUUCUGUUAAUAAUUAGUCUUAUAGUGACAAAAUAUUCUCGAUCAGGAGAAGAGAAUAAUGUUAUUCGAACAACAUCCGCAUUGCUACAACAACAACAACAUUUACAAUCAUUAUCAAAUAAAGAACAAAGUAAUAUAAUUGUUUCAAUUCGGUAG